AGUAGAUAACGAAACUGAAGAAACAAACCAAAUUUGAUACAACAAAAUCCGCAUAGCAGAUUGACAUAGAGACAAAGAAGGAAGUCCAAAAAUUGUGAAAUUGGCGAAGUAAAUUUGAUUUUGGCGGGUCAAAGAGGCAGGAACCAAAUCAUGAAGCAUGGGUUUAUCAAAUGCCAUCCUUAUCUACCAUCUACACCACAAAUUUCCUGUGUUUUCAUCUUCUACGAUCAGAGUUCAUUAGGAUUCAUAUGUAAAGCAAAAAGCCUAUGGACCCAUAUCUUCAGUUUCGCUCAGGCAAUAUUGGUGAGUUUACUGAGUCAACUCCAUCUGAGAUUCAACAAAACUCUAGUCAGCCCAAUGAUAAUGCAGGCACAAAGUGAUAAAAACAAAGAAAGUCGUGCAGAGCGAAAGUAUAAUCAUACUACUGGAAUAAAAAGUUUCCCACUUGUUCGAAAGAAGCAGGUGCUCACAUGUUUCAAGUAUGUUAUACAAAGGAGACUGGAACCCCUGAGGCAAUGAAAGCAAUGAUAGUAUGUAUCAAAUAAUUAUCUGUCCAUUUGAACUCGUAGAUUAGUUAAAAUUCCCACAUUAUAGUGUUGAGUGAUUGAAAUGUAUAUAUUAAGUUAUGUUUAUUGCAACCUUAUAGAAUGAAAUGAAUGAGAGGACAACUUUAAAUGAAAAUUAUCAAAUGAGGGCCCAAAUGAUACAUUUGGACAAGUGAUGGGUAAAGAAAAACAUGGACGAGUUCGCAUGUAUGGAUUAGGUGUCUCCCCGUCUAAUUUAUGGAGAGAUACAUCUGGCCAUAAAGCAAACCAAGACAUAACAAUGGAUGCUAUGGAAGCUGAAAAUUCGGAGCUAAGGUCCAAAGUUUCCCAUGUCCAGCAUGUUUCGAAUAACUUGACAAACACAUCUAACCAGGUGACAACAACUUCUAGUCCUCUUGACAUGGUAGCUCAACAUCAAGCAUGGACCUUGUCAUCGAUACAAGAUGCCUCUCUUACUCAGGUGGGAGAUAUAGUUGUUCAAAAAAGUGUCAUUAGGCCAACAGAAAUAGUUGCAAUCAGAGUACUUAAAAGCACAGAUGCAUCUAAAGAAGUAGAAGGAGAAAAACUAGGACUUGACUAUUGUGAGGUACAUGUUCAAGUGCCAAUCAAACCUAAUGAGAGCUUGAUCCGAUCAUAUGGACCUGUCAAAACAAUUGGACAAGCUAUUGGAGCUCAUGUUGCGUGGCCUGCUCCAUUUGUGAUUUGGCAACUUAUGGAUGCUAGCUGAGAAUAUUUAUACAAGUGAGGCUGAGAGUUUGGAAACUGAUUUUGUUUUGAUAAUUUUGCUCUCUGGAAUAUGGAUGUCACUAUGGCUUUUCAGAACUUAUGGUUGAAAUAAUUUUCUUUUAAAUUUUUUUUGCUUUAACUUUGUUAGUGUAGUAGAAUAUUUUAUAAUUUCGGCAAGGAAAUUUUAUUGCAAUAUAAAUAAAUUUAUAUUUCAAUAAUAAAUAAUUGAU
Camellia sinensis is the source of this 1501-nucleotide messenger RNA. NCBI's taxonomy places the organism in Eukaryota, Viridiplantae, Streptophyta, Magnoliopsida, Ericales, Theaceae. The record is from RefSeq and is a predicted model, not a curated record.